AUGGAUGUUGACUCCAAGCCCUGUUUCAUGGCUGACAAAAGGGCCUCUGAUGCUGAAAAUAGCCAAUCAAGGCUAGCAGAGGAACCUGGUACGCGCGAACAAAUGAGAUUGACAGAUGGAUUGCAGGGGUAUGAGCCGUCACCAACGCUGUCUGCGGUCUCAGCCUUUAGAUCAAAGAUCAAAGAUCGAACUGAUACAGAGUUAAUAAAUGCGAGAGCUGUUCUUGAUAUUGUUCGGCUUCCAAGCCAUGGAGGACCAACAGCUUUCUUCAUCUCGCUCUCGGUCAACUCCACGAAGCCAUCCAACAACACCAAAACAACCCUGCUCAAGAUCCGGUCUAGACCGUCUUGGCAUACUCGUCACCCCACGGUCAUCGCGCCCUGUCCAGCUGGUAUUGUCCAACAGCUUUCUCGAGUCGGGCACAAGCCAGUUGUUCCAGACGCAGGCGCAUGCAUGUUUUAUUCCCGGGACCGCCAAACCAUUCUGCACGACAACAUCCGUGUUAUCACCAAGCCCACCUUCCGACAUCUCGCUCGUCAGGGUAGUGUCGUAGGUCUCUCGGUCAAACUUCGAUCAUAG
Messenger RNA from Fusarium vanettenii 77-13-4, 579 nucleotides. RefSeq lists its product as uncharacterized. The transcript is spliced from 4 exons. NCBI's taxonomy places the organism in Eukaryota, Fungi, Ascomycota, Sordariomycetes, Hypocreales, Nectriaceae. The record is from RefSeq and is a predicted model, not a curated record. The coding region runs from base 1 to 579 and encodes 192 amino acids.